This is a messenger RNA of Ahaetulla prasina, 1352 nucleotides long. It is a transcript of the gene SMIM38, whose product is annotated as small integral membrane protein 38. Bases 735 to 866 code for a protein of 43 amino acids. Lineage: Eukaryota; Metazoa; Chordata; Lepidosauria; Squamata; Colubridae. The record is from RefSeq and is a predicted model, not a curated record. The transcript has 2 exons.
AAGGGAUAAAUAUUGGUCAUCUAGUCUUUAAGAAUCUAAUAAAACUUUAGCUCCUAUAUUAGAGCAAAGAAACUUGCUUGUUCUCUGUUGCUCUCUUUUCCCUGAAUAUGUGAGCCAAAAUGAAAGGAAAAAAAAAGGGUUCCAGUGUUGUUUCCUGCAAAGACCAUUCUUAUGAGUCCAUUGGACAGUUUGGGGAGGGGGACUCAUAGCUAAUUGGCUAAAGAAAGGCUCUGAUUGUCUGGAGGGGACUGGAAAGUGCCGCAUGCGCUUUUGAAAAGGAAGAGGGAGAAGGUGCCUGGUUUCGCUAAGCAGCUGCUGUUGGAGAUGUUUGGAGAUUACAUCAGCACUGGAGGAAAAAAGAACUGAAAAAAAAAUCCAACUUCAGAGAGAGCGCGAGUGAGUGUUUAUGGAGCCCCCCCAAUUUUUCCCCUUCCAAAGAUCUUCUGACAAUACUGUUAUUGUCAAUAUAAGAGUUCUUAAUUCUGUAUGAAUAGUGCAUGGGGCCUCUUGAUUAAAUAGUGUAUUACAUGUUCCAAAUCUGUCAGCUGCACUCUUCUCUCACAUGCUAGUGAGAUCACUUGGAAUGGAACGUUAUAGGAACAGCUCCAUUUGUCAUACAUCACCAAAUAGGACAUUAUAUAAUUAGAUCACCAGCAAUCGUGUUCACAAAGAGGUAUAGCUCUCCUCCCACCCCCCAUCUCCAAACCCGGUGGCUUCUUCAUUCCAGCUUCAAUAUGGAAUCAGGCCUUUUGUUGACUGUGCUGAUUUUGAUAAUAUUAAUGCGAUUUAUUUUAUGGUCCUGCUUCAAUGUUUAUUUGGAUUACAAACUGGCCCGAAGAUUUCCGGAAAAAAGGAAAGACUCUUGAAAAGGGUUAUAUGCAUUUUCAAUAACCCAGUGACACCUUUCGGAAUGAUGUCCUAGAAAAAGAUGAUUUUUUAUUUUUACAAUGGCUGAUUUCACAGACUCUUAUUUUUGUUUUGGUAGGAUCAACUGAGCACAUCUGCAUGUUCAAAUGUGCAUGUGGCAUUUUUAAAGAGUUCUAGCCUCUAAUGAGACACAAAUUGCAAAUUAGACAAAUUAAAUGAUAUUCCUUGUUCAUGAACUUCUUGCUGGAACGAAACUGCAACCACUUGCUACUUAAUUGCUUUAGUCUAGCCAAAUGUGACUUUGUUGUUGAGAGUCUGGGCAGCCAAUCAGAGAAUUUCACAAAGUUAUAUGAGAUCACUUCCUUGUUGCUGGCCAAGCUGUUGACCUGCUGCUUUUGCCUUCAAUAAUGUCUGCAUGUAAACAUCAGCCCAUGUCAACUUGAGUCAUGAAGACUGGCAUCCAUCUGAAGAAACGAGGACCUAUA